AAUAAGAAGCAACGCAGAAGAAGAACAGAUGAAGCCAUCGGCCCACUCUUUCACGUUCUCUCCUCCUUGGUCGGUUUCGAUGGGGCGCACCCUCCCACAAAGAGCGGGUUGUAGGUAUAAGAAGAUAUCUUGGAAAAAAAAUACAUGGAGCCGACCACCCCCCUUUAAUUCUUAAAAAAAAAAGGAAAAUUCCCAUCCUCACUUCCUUCCCCUUUCUUCCCAUCCAAACAACCCAUAGAAAAUACGCACGCAAUCCACCAGAAUCAUAAUCAGAAAUCUGAAUCAGUAUUGUGCAGAGAAGAGGAAAGAAGGGUUGUUAUUGGUUUUUUUUGUUUCAAAUCUAUUCUUCCCUUCUUUCUCUGCAUCUUUCCCUUUUCGCCUUUGCCUAGUUUUGCUUCACCAUCUACGGAGAGGCCAUGCGGAGAGGCAGGGGAGCCGCCGCAGCCAAGGCGUCGCCGUCUCCGGCGGCCUGUGACCCCGAUGGAGCAAAGGAACCCAGAUUCAGAGGCGUAAGGAAGAGACCAUGGGGCCGAUUCGCGGCGGAGAUCAGGGACCCCUGGAAGAAGACGAGGGUUUGGUUGGGGACCUUCGACUCCGCUGAGGACGCCGCUCGGGCCUACGACGCCGCCGCCCGCACCCUUCGGGGGCCCAAGGCCAAAACUAAUUUCCCCCAAUCGUCGCCGACGAUGGUGGCUCCGUUCAGUCACCAGACCCCUGGCGAUCCGUUUGCCGAACAACGCUACCGGUUUUACCCGCCGGAAGAUUUUCACGAGCAGCAGAUUAUGCCUCCCCAGAGACCCACGUCGAGUGGUAUGAGCAGCACCGUGGAGUCCUUCAGCGGGCCGAGGCCGUCGCAACCCAAGACGACGGUUCAGCCGGUGGCAUCGUCGCGGAGGCACCCCAGAACCCCGCCGGUGCUGCCUGACGAUUGUCACAGCGACUGCGACUCGUCGUCUUCUGUCGUCGACGAUGCGGAAAUCGCAUCUUCCUCCUUCCGAAAGGCUUUCCCCUUCGAUCUCAACUUGCCUCCGGUGGACGACGAUUAUUACAACACGGUCUUGUGCCUCUGAUGACCCAAAUGAUUUUACAUUUUUUGCCCUCUUUUCAUUCUUAUCAUGCGGGAAGGAAAAAAAAAAAAAAAAAAUCAAUCAGAUAAGAUUACGAUAAGAAAUCUCACGUCUACGAAUCCACGAUUGCUGCCUGAAGAGAAUCAUCACUUUUUUUUGGGGUUAAUUUUAAUGUUGUGGUUAGAAUAUAUGAAUUAGAGUGUGUGAUCUUUGGGUUUCUUCAACUUCAUCAGCUCUUCCAUUGGGGUUUAUGCUAUCUUGUUGAAGUUGCUUGUAAAGAGGGUCAGUUCUGGUUUGGGUAUUCUCUCCCAAUGAUUUGUCUCUGAUUCCUCUCCCCCAUUUUUUUUCUUAGAUCUGUAUUGUAAAAUAUUAUCUAAUUUAAUGAUGGUCAGAGAAAAUUUCUCCCUCCA
Messenger RNA from Malania oleifera, 1477 nucleotides. Its product is annotated as ethylene-responsive transcription factor 3-like. Gene Ontology annotation, molecular function: DNA binding; DNA-binding transcription factor activity. Gene Ontology annotation, biological process: regulation of DNA-templated transcription. The record is from RefSeq and is a predicted model, not a curated record. The transcript has a single exon. Bases 417 to 1070 code for a protein of 217 amino acids. NCBI's taxonomy places the organism in Eukaryota, Viridiplantae, Streptophyta, Magnoliopsida, Santalales, Ximeniaceae.